AAAAGGCAGAAGCAGAAACCACUGAGACAGUGACAAUAAAAGUUAAACCAAACUUCAACAAAAUAAUACACUUUGAAGUUUGGAGCUUAUGCUUAUCCAUGAGAGAAAGAGAAAGAGAGAUCAACACAUAGAGAUUGUUGUUGAUUAAGAGAGACAUGUCACUGUCAGGGAACAAACCCAUAGAUAUAAAGCUGUUAUGCCCUUCACUCUCAAAGGGAACUCAAGUGGUUGCUUGGGAUGAACAAAAAAUCGACCUUGGUUUUAUAGCUCGAGUUUUUGGGAUCGACCCAUCAACGUUGAAGCUGAAUGGUCACUUUAUAAGUAGAGGAAUGGACCUUAUCUCUUCCUCUGUGACUUGGAAGUCUUUGCUCUCUUUCUUCUCUGCUAAAGGGUUGUCCACUGGGAAAGAUUACACUGAUCCUCUUGUCGUCACUGGCAAGCUCUGCAAAGUUGGCAACAAGAAGAGAGGAUAUGACUCGCAAGAUUUACAAAAUGUGAAUGGCAAGGUGAUGGAAGGUGAGAAUGCUGGUAGCAGUAGAGGGAUUCAAGUAGAAGCUAUCAACUUGCUCAAGAAUAAAAAGUUGAGAGAGAACAACUCAGGUGGGAUUCUCAAUGGCCUAAGCUGCAAGAGAAAGCAAUUGUUGGAAGAUGUCAACCUAUUCAAGAAGCUAAAAAUAAAUGAGGACAAGUCAGAUACUGGAGAUGAAGUGAAUGACCUCUCUGGCAGCAUUUCACGCAGCCAGUUUACAUGCAGUUACACGAGCCAGAAUAUGAAGCGGAUAAGAGAAGAUGAGGCAAUUGUGGCAGCUAAUUACAAAAGGAUUAGAUAAUUUCUCAUAUAAAAUAUGGGAAAAGUAUUUGUCAUUUUCAAUGACAUAAAGUUAUGUCAUUUUAA
This is a messenger RNA of Gastrolobium bilobum, 895 nucleotides long. RefSeq lists its product as uncharacterized. The record is from RefSeq and is a predicted model, not a curated record. NCBI's taxonomy places the organism in Eukaryota, Viridiplantae, Streptophyta, Magnoliopsida, Fabales, Fabaceae. Bases 156 to 830 code for a protein of 224 amino acids. The transcript has 4 exons.